UUUUGUUGCACCAAUGCGGCCAUCGUGGUCAAGUCUUGUUUUUAUUUACUUCAUCCACGCGCGUGUCUCACUCGCUAAUGGAUUUUACGCUUACACGGUCAAAGACUUCUCUUUGCCCGGCUCCCAUUCCUCGGUUCGCAUGGCGGAUGACUGGAUGAGCUGCAUCAAUUCCUGCAUGCAAGAUGACCAAUGCGUGUCUUACAAUUACGAGUAUACGGCAAAGAAGGGUGGACUUUGCCAAUUGAAUACUUGUGCUGUCUCGCGCAAAAACCAUGCAGAGUUUCUUAUUUCCGAUCCAGGAUUUCUAUUUCAGCAGCUAAAAUCAGUGGAAAAUUCCGCUCGCUGCCAGAAAACUACUAUACCCAGAAAGCAAGAAUGCCUUCCGAAGUGGUCUCUAUUCAAAGGUCACUGCUACAAAUUUGUAAAGGAGAAGCAACCUUGGAAAGACGCCGAGCGCAAAUGCCGCGAAACGCCUGGCAGUCAUCUUACCUCCGUCCACAGCGCCGAGGAAAAUCAUUUUAUAACAAGCCUUGUCCCCCCGUCAUUCCUUUACUUCUGGGUAGGGGUGCAAAAUAUUAAAACUGCCGAUGUAUAUGUCUGGGCGGAUUUUACACGCCCAGACUAUAAUAACUGGGAGACCUCUGAGCCAGAUGGUACUGGGUAUUGUGGGAACGUUAAACAGUUCGACGGCAGUUGGCACGAUUUUUGGUGUUACCAGCAGCAUGCGUAUAUUUGUAAAUAUAAGUUACAGCCCAAGUAAUAAUAAGUACACUUGCAUUUGA
Messenger RNA from Nematostella vectensis (starlet sea anemone), 782 nucleotides. Its product is annotated as C-type lectin lectoxin-Lio2. NCBI's taxonomy places the organism in Eukaryota, Metazoa, Cnidaria, Anthozoa, Actiniaria, Edwardsiidae. The coding region runs from base 14 to 760 and encodes 248 amino acids. The transcript is spliced from 3 exons. Gene Ontology annotation, molecular function: signaling receptor activity. The record is from RefSeq and is a predicted model, not a curated record.